Messenger RNA from Acanthosepion pharaonis, 606 nucleotides. The record is from the annotation of a GenBank genome assembly. NCBI's taxonomy places the organism in Eukaryota, Metazoa, Mollusca, Cephalopoda, Sepiida, Sepiidae.
AUGUAUUUAUUUCUGUCCAUUUUCUCUUUUUUCUUUCUUUCUUUCUUUCUUUCAUUCUUUCUUUCUUUUGAUAUUUUAUCCUUCAAUUCUCUUAUCGCCUCUUUCUUUCUCUCCGGUUUUCUUUCUUACUUUUUUACAUUUUAUAUUUUCUCCUUCAAUUCCUAUAUAGCUUCUUUCUUUCUUGCCUUUUUCUUUCUUUUUUACAAUUUAGAUUUUCUCUUUCACUUCUUACAUUUUUCUUUCUUUCUUUCUUUUUGUCCAUUUUUAUUCUUUCUUUUUUUUCUUUCUUUCUUUCUUACAUUUUAUAUUUUAUCCUUCAAUACUCUUAUCACGUCUUUCUUUUUUCUUUCCUUGUGUUUCAUUUUUCGAAACAAUAUUAAUGUUAAACCUCCCCCCACCACCAGUUCCAUCCUCCUCCUACUCGUACCCCUCCUCUUCUACCUUACCCCUUAUCUAUCAUCUUUUACUUCUUCCCCUUUCUUUCUCGUCUCUCCUGCUACUCCUACUAUUUCUCUUCCCUUUCCUCUUCUUCCUGUAUGUCUCUCUGAUUGGCUCGUCUCUCCAACUGCGUUCAGCUUGGCUGCGGGCAUCGUCUCGAUCGGUUGA